Messenger RNA from Astyanax mexicanus (Mexican tetra), 2272 nucleotides. RefSeq names its product vitamin D 25-hydroxylase (gene cyp2r1). Gene Ontology annotation, biological process: xenobiotic metabolic process. Gene Ontology annotation, cellular component: intracellular membrane-bounded organelle; cytoplasm. The record is from RefSeq and is a predicted model, not a curated record. Bases 80 to 1612 code for a protein of 510 amino acids. The transcript is spliced from 5 exons. Lineage: Eukaryota; Metazoa; Chordata; Actinopteri; Characiformes; Acestrorhamphidae. Gene Ontology annotation, molecular function: oxidoreductase activity, acting on paired donors, with incorporation or reduction of molecular oxygen, reduced flavin or flavoprotein as one donor, and incorporation of one atom of oxygen; heme binding; iron ion binding.
GAGGCGGGGGAUAGGCGGCGUGUGGAGGAGCAGCAGCAGCCGGACUCCGAGCUCACACCGCACCGCGCGCCGCUGCAGGAUGACGGGUCCGGAGCAGACGGAGAGCCCGCGGGCAUUGCUGAGCGCGCUGAGCCGCGGGAAGGGGCUGCAGUUCGGCUGCAGUCUGGCGGUGACCUGCCUGCUGGUGCUGGUGGCUCGGCGGCUGGUGAAGCAGCGCAGACCGCGCGGGUUCCCCCCCGGCCCCGCGCCGCUGCCGCUCAUCGGGAACAUCCUCUCGCUGGCCGUGGAGCCGCACGUUUACAUGAAGAACCAGAGCGAGACUUAUGGACAGAUCUUCAGUCUGGACCUGGGAGGGAUCUCUACCGUCAUACUGAACGGCUACGAUGCCAUUAAAGAGUGCCUUUAUCACCAGAGCGAAGUGUUCGCCGACCGGCCGUCUCUGCCUCUGUUCCAGAAGAUGACCAAAAUGGGAGGACUCCUCAACUGCAAAUACGGCCGCGGCUGGAUCGAGCACCGCAAGCUGGCCGUCAACAGCUUCCGCUACUUCGGCAGCGGGGAGGCCAUGUUCCAGAGGAUCUCAGAGGAGUGCAUGUUCUUCGUGGACGCCAUCGACACACACAAGGGCAAACCCUUCAACCCCCAACACCUGGUCACCAACGCCGUGUCCAACGUCACCAACCUGGUGAUAUUCGGCCAGCGCUUCACCUACGACGACCGGGACUUCCAGCACAUGAUCCAGAUCUUCAGCGAGAACGUGGAGCUGGCGGCCAGCGCCUGGGCCUUCCUCUACAACGCCUUCCCCUGGAUCGAGUACCUGCCCUUCGGGAAACACCAGAAGCUCUUCAGAAACGCCAACAAGGUGUACGACUUCCUGCUGCAGAUCAUCGAGCGCUUCUCCCAGGGCAGGGUGCAGCACUCGCCGCGGCACUACAUCGACGCCUACCUGGACGAGAUGGAGCAGAGCGCCGGCGACGAGGCCACGUCUUUCUCCAGGGAGAACCUCAUCUUCUCCGUCGGGGAGCUCAUUAUCGCCGGAACCGAGACCACCACCAACACCCUGCGCUGGGCCAUGCUCUACCUGGCGCUGUAUCCCAGCGUACAAGAGAAGGUCCACAGGGAGAUCGACAGUGUUUUAAAUGGCAGAGCUCCAACCAUGGAGGAUAAGCAGAGGAUGCCGUACGUGGAGGCGGUGCUGCACGAAGUUCUGCGCUUCUGCAACAUCGUUCCUCUGGGAAUCUUCAGAGCCACGUCUCAGGACACGGUGGUGCGAGGAUACACCAUCCCUCGAGGAACGAUGGUCAUCACCAACCUGUACUCCGUGCACUUCGACGAGAAGUACUGGCGGGAACCCGGCGUCUUCUGCCCGGAGAGGUUCCUGGACAACAACGGAAACUUUAUGAGACAAGACGCCUUCGUGCCGUUUUCAGUGGGCAGACGUCACUGUCUGGGUGAGCAGCUGGCACGGAUGGAGAUGUUCCUAUUCUUCACCACCCUCCUCCAGCGGUUCCGCCUGCAGUUCCCUCAGGGCUGCAUUCCCAGCCUCCGCCCGAAGCUGGGCAUGACUCUGCAGCCCCUGCCCUACUCCAUCUGCGCCGUCAGGAGACAGCAGUAAAGCUGCAGACUCUCACCUCAGGGGACUUUACUGGGAAAACUCGUGCAGCACGGCUCCUGCGUCGCAUUUACUGCACGGGGGGACUGACCCCUGCCGCUGACUCUCGCUAAUCAUUCGUCCAAGGUUUCCGCGGAACUUCGGCCGACGAGAGACGCGAUAAGAGCCGGGGCGGGGGGGGUCACGCGGACGGGAGGCGUGGAGUCGUGUGAGGGUAUACGCACAGCUGGAUUCAUCUGGAUUCAGGACGAACUUCUCACGCAGCUGGCCACGCUCCGUCAAUCAUUCACAGAGUUUACCUCUCCACCACUUUCACAGUGUUCCUCGAAAUGAGAACACGCGGUUCCCUGCGUUCUGCAGCCGCCAAGCUGAAGCAGAGCAGCUGCCUUUCCCAGAAAGCUCCCGGGAUCUCAGCCACACGUACCCAUCAUCAGCACUGAACCAACAGCGGCCUUCUGAUUUAUCUCAGCGCAGAGCUCCACGUCUGGGUCCAAGUCUGGGUCUCCUAAGGUCUUGAUAUUAUUUCCUCACGUUAUUUCAUCUCCUGGUGCUGCCGUUAGUAGCUUGUGUUAUAUUAUAAACUGUAUUAAAGUCUAAAGCUGCUGUUUCCAUGUGGGUCAGCCAGACGUCUGUCUUCCUGUAGCAGUUUUUUUAAUCCAGUUU